UUAUUAUCGAAUUUUCCACCUUAUAAAUUUUUACUUUUUACGAUAAGAAUCGGCGACUCCGGCUAAUCAGGGUUGUUAAAAGCAUAAAUACAUGAAUCCGAAAUAAAUAGUGUACAACCUAAAUUUUGAAUUGAAAAUUGUUUAAUAAGUUCAUAUUAACGGAAUAAACAUAUUGUGUUAAUGUUUUAGAUUGCAAGAUGUCAAAUUUAAAAAGCUUUAACACAGAAAAAUAUAAUGUAGCAUCUUUAAUUCAGGAUCGGGAGUAUGGUAGCACCGAUUGGCUAAUGCAAAGAAAACAUCAAUUUUCAUCAGCUUUCAUAAAUCGAUUGGAAAAAAUAGCCUUACUUAAAGGCCAUGAAGGCUGUGUUAAUUGUCUUGAAUGGAGUCAUAAUUCAAGAUUCCUUGCUUCUGGUUCAGAUGAUUUUAAAGUUAUAAUAUGGGAUGCUUUUAAGUCUGUAGCUGUGCUUAAUAUCAAAACAAAGCAUUGCGGUAAUAUGUUUUCUGUUAAAUUCUUGCCGCAACAAAAUGAUUCAAUUGUAGCAACAGGAGCAGCUGAUAAAUUUAUAUAUGUUUUUGAUAUUAACAAUCACACUGAACCAAUAUUAAGUUGUAAUUGUCAUAUGGCUCGUGUUAAACGCCUUGCUACGGCUCCUGACUCACCAAAAGUAUUUUGGUCAGCUGGAGAAGACGGUGCCAUUCUACAACUGGACUUACGUGAACGACAUAGAUGCCAAACAUCUGACAGUUCUAACCAUUUAAUUAACUUAGGAACAUAUAUAGAUGCAAAUGCAGAAGCGAAAUGUUUGGCAAUAAAUCCCUUACGUACAGAAUUUCUAGCAGUGGGUGCUAAUGAUCCUUAUGCACGGAUAUACGACAGAAGAAUGAUACGUUUCUUAAGUAGCACCAGCACGGGCACUGGAAUUUACAAUAUACCUAUAAAUUGUGUUAGUUAUUACUGUCCUGGUCAUAUUCAAAAAAAUAACUCUAAAUUUAUUGAUCAUGAAUCUCGUGCAAUUACCUACCUCACCUAUAAUGCGCUUGGUACAGAGUUAUUGGUUAAUAUGGGCGGAGAUCACAUUUAUAUUUAUGACUUAUUAAAUGCUGAAGCGCCUAUAUUUCUGAAUUUGCCUGAAUAUGUAAGUUCAGAUAUGGAUAUGGAUAUUAAUUAUAGUAGUGAUAGCAACUGUAGAAACUGUUCUACUACAAAUUACUCUAAACGUCGUAAGUUACCUGAGCAUAUAGAAACAUAUAAAAAAAUGGGAAACGAACUGCUUGAGAAUGAAAAAUAUUUACAGGCAAUUAAUAGAUACACUGAUGCAAUAGCUAAAGCACCAAAUUCUUCAGUUCUGUAUUUAAAUCGUGCUACAGCAUAUAUGCGUCGGUUAUGGUAUGGUGAUGUUUACGCUGCGUUACGUGAUUGUCAUCAAGCUCUUAGUCUUGAUCCUAGUUAUAUAAAAGCACAUUUUCGCCUUGCACGUGCUUUACUGGAAUUAGGUCGUCCACAAGAAGCUGAAGAAUGUGUUAGAGAAUUAAUUCACCGAUUUCCUAGUUAUGCUAACAAUCAUGGAGUUUUAAUGCUUAGCAAAGAUAUAAACGAAAUGCAACAAACCACUCAAUCACAUCAACAAGCUACUGAGGGUUACAACUUAUUGGAAUUGUCAGAAAAUGAAUUCUUAUGGCGUAAUAAAGCUAAGGAUUACAAAACUCGGUUUGUAGGCCAUUGUAACACCACUACAGAUAUAAAGGAAGCAAAUUAUUUAGGAAAGGAUGGAAAAUUUAUUGUUGCUGGAUCAGAUGAUGGAAAUUUUUUUAUUUGGGAACGCAAUACUGGUAAUAUACAGGCUAUUUACAAAGCUGAUAGAGCUAUUGUAAACUGUGUACAACCACAUCCAGAAAUUUGUUUAUUGGCUACUAGUGGAAUUGAACAUGAUAUAAAAUUAUGGGGACCGAUCGAAACAACAUCUGAGGGACCUUCACAAAUCGUUUCGAAUAUAGAUAAAUGCGUUGAAGAAAAUCAAAAAAAAAUGAGAACCGAUCCAUUUGAUUUAAAUACCAGAAAUGCGCUGUGUUGGAAUGGAUAAUGUACACAGUUCCUUACAUUUACAUUAUAUUUUUUUUAUAUAAUUGAUAUUUUAAUAAUGUUUUUAUCUCUUAGUGUGUAAUUUUUAGAACAAUUUGUUAAACAAUAAUAUAAUAAGAAAGCAAUACUAAAUGUCUAUAU
Molecule: messenger RNA, 2221 nt
Organism: Teleopsis dalmanni
Lineage: Eukaryota; Metazoa; Arthropoda; Insecta; Diptera; Diopsidae
Product: WD and tetratricopeptide repeats protein 1-like
Exons: 3
Coding region: 198-2081 (627 amino acids)
Biological process (GO): negative regulation of fatty acid biosynthetic process
Cellular component (GO): cytoplasm; Cul4-RING E3 ubiquitin ligase complex
Molecular function (GO): protein binding
Source: RefSeq, a predicted model, not a curated record